Chenopodium quinoa (quinoa) is the source of this 1389-nucleotide messenger RNA. RefSeq names its product UDP-glycosyltransferase 84B2-like. Lineage: Eukaryota; Viridiplantae; Streptophyta; Magnoliopsida; Caryophyllales; Amaranthaceae. The coding region runs from base 1 to 1389 and encodes 462 amino acids. The record is from RefSeq and is a predicted model, not a curated record. The transcript is spliced from 2 exons. Gene Ontology annotation, molecular function: UDP-glycosyltransferase activity.
AUGGUGCAUAUCCAUGAUACUCAUGUUUUAAUGGUUUCCUUGUUCUACCAUGGUCACAUAAACCCCAUGGUUCGCUAUGCCAAACUCCUCACAUCAAGAGGUAUCCAUGUAACCAUAGCCACAACUAACCAUGCUCGAGACCAAAUUUUAAAUGGGCUAGCCAAACAAAGCGAUUUCAUCGAUUUUGAGUUUUUUGAUGAUGGCCUUGAUGCUGAACUUGAUCGUGAAAAGAAUUUGGGUAUCCUGCUAGAAGAGUACCUUCCAAGGGACGGGGUGAAAAAUCUUUCAAAUCUCAUUUAUGCUCUUGAAGGCAAAGGUAAAAAAUUCGAGUGCAUCAUUGUCAAUUGUUUCGUGCCAUGGGUUACAAAUGUUGCAAUGAUGCACAACAUUCCUUGUGCCAUGUUAUGGGUUCAAUCUUGUGCAACAUAUGGCAUAUACUAUCAUUAUUUUCACCAAAAAUUAUCUCAAGUAUUUGCAUUAAAUGAUCCAAAUCAUAUUUUCACAAUACCCGGAUUACCAUUACUUAAGGCAGAGGACCUUCCAACCUUUGUCCUUCCCUCAAGCCCUCCCCAUUUCCUAAACGUUGUCAUGACAACCAUAAGUAUCCUUGAUCGAUUUCAAUGGAUAUUUGGAAGUUCUUUUUGUGAUAUAGAAGAAACUUUGGUGCAUUCCAUGAUGCAAUUUAAACCCAUUCUGCCCAUUGGUCCUUUGGUGUCACCGUACAUGCUAAAUGUUGGAGAGGCGCUAGAGGGUGAGGAAGAAAACGACUUGUGCCUAGAUUGGCUGGAUAAGCAAGGUGCAUCAUCGGUGAUAUACAUUGCUUUGGGGAGUAUAUCCAUCAUGUCACAAAGCGAGACAGAAGCACUAGCAAUGGCCUUAGAGAGUGAUAGCAAUAGGCGAUUUUUAUGGGUGAGGAAGGAAGGCGAAAAUGGUUGGGGAGGAAAAACAGGAGAGCUUCCAAAAGGAUUUCUAGAGAAUACCAAAGAUAGAGGACUAAUAGUUCCGUGGUGUCGUCAAGAUAAAGUGUUAAUGCACCCGGCUAUUAAGUGUUUUCUGACUCAUUGUGGAUGGAACUCGACAUUAGAAACUAUCUCAGCAGGUGUUCCGGUUAUAGCUUACCCCGAUUGGACCGACCAACCAACAAAUGCUAAACUUCUUGUAGAUGUGUUUAAGGUCGGCGUAAGGAUGAAGAAGAUAAAGGACGGUGAGCUUGGGAGAGAUGAGAUUGAAAGGUGUAUUGUAGAGGUGACCACAGGACAAAGGGCGUUAGCUAUGAAGGAACAAGCCACUAAGUGGAAGGUGGCGGCUAAGAAAGCAACAUCAAGUGGUGGUUCCUCCAACAUGAAUAUUGAGAAUUUCAUCAAUGCAAUUAGAGGCAAAUUUGUGUAG